Scatophagus argus is the source of this 3319-nucleotide messenger RNA. RefSeq names its product phospholipase A2, group XV (gene pla2g15). The coding region runs from base 249 to 1514 and encodes 421 amino acids. Lineage: Eukaryota; Metazoa; Chordata; Actinopteri; Scatophagidae. The transcript has 7 exons. Gene Ontology annotation, biological process: ceramide metabolic process; phosphatidylcholine metabolic process. The record is from RefSeq and is a predicted model, not a curated record. Gene Ontology annotation, cellular component: lysosome.
AACUCUCGGCGUCCGUCGGACUACAUCUGCUGUCGAUGACUUUUGACUUGAUUGCUGGAAUUACGUUGCCGGGUGGAUCGUUCCGUAAUCUAGACCUCGUGAUCGCCAGCUUUUUGGCCACUGAUCAUUGUCAACGUUUACAUUGCUUUAAGUAACAUCAGAGGGCUUUGGCAGCAACCCCAAACAGCAGCAGAUCUACACUCACGAGGAGGCAACCAUGGCCGCUUGGCUAUGAGAUAUAAGGAGCCAUGGCGGCUUGGCACCGGAUAACCGCCUUCUCUUCGCUGCUCCAAGCCGGUUUGUUAUUGUUGUUGUUGUCGGCGCGGAGCAGUGGGAGACCGUUGGAGAAAUGUGCUGGCGACAAGCCCUGUCAGCCCCUUAGACCUCCCGUGGUCAUUAUUCCAGGGGAUCUGGGAAACCAGUUGGAGGCGAAGCUCGACAAACCCAGCGUGGUCCAUUACAUUUGCUAUAAGAAGACCGACUCCUUCUUCACUCUGUGGCUCAACCUGGAGCUGCUGGUCCCUGUGGCCAUAGACUGCUGGAUAGACAACAUAAGAUUGAUCUACAACAAGACCACACAUGCCACCUCAUCCCCACCGGGUGUGGACAUCCGUGUCCCAGGUUUCGGACAGACGUAUUCGCUGGAGUAUCUGGACCCGAGCAAACGCAGUGUGGGCAUGUAUUUCUUCACUAUAGUGCAGGCAUUGGUGGACUGGGGCUACACCAGAGAUGAUGAUGUCAGAGGAGCUCCAUAUGAUUGGAGGAAAGCCCCCAAUGAGAAUAAAGAGUAUUUUCUGGCGCUGCAGCGGAUGAUUGAAGAGAUGGCGGAGAAGGCUGGUGGGCCCGUGGUGCUCAUUGCUCACAGCAUGGGCAACAUGUACACCUUGUACUUCCUCAACCAGCAGCCACAGGCCUGGAAAGACAAAUACAUCAAAGCUUUCAUUGCUUUGGGCCCACCGUGGGCGGGGGUGGCCAAGACCCUUCGUGUGCUCACCUCUGGUGACAAUGACCGCAUCCCAGUGAUCAGCCCGUUGAAGAUUCGCUCCCAGCAACGUUCUGCUGUCUCAACCACCUGGCUGCUCCCUUACGCCCACACCUGGCCCAAAGAUCAGGUUCUGGUGCAGACACCUGCUAGAAACUACACUGUGCUGGACUACAAGCGCCUCUACUCAGACAUCGGCUUUGAGGACGGCUGGUUGAUGCGGCAGGACACGGAGCCGCUGGUGACCGACCUCACGCCCCCCGGCGUGGCCGUCCACUGCUUGUACGGCAGCGGCGUCCCCACGUCGGAGGCCUUCCACUAUUCUGACAAGUUCCCUGAUGUGGAGCCCACCGUGGUGUACGGCGACGGGGAUGGGACCGUGAACCUGCGAAGUGGAAUGCAGUGCAAGCGUUGGGUAGGGAAGCAAAAACAGCCUGUGACGUUAAAAGAGCUUCCAGGGAACGAACAUGUGACCAUGUUGCUGAACUUCACGACCGUGGCUUACAUCAAGACUGUGCUGUUCUCUCCGUGAUGCUGGCAGGAAGCCGAGCAGGAAGAUGGCUUUAGUCUCUUACACACACACACACACACAGCCACACACUGUAUUAUUUAAAUUCUACGCACAGCCAUGUGAAAGACAGACUUGGACUGAUUCAUCUCGCCUGUCUUUUCAAACAGUGACUGCCAAAAUAUUCUCCCUGUACAUGCCCCAGUUCUCCACAACAAGUAUUGACAUUUUGUAGUCCAAUUGCAGAAUCAAAGUUUUAAAACAAAUUUUAUAGCUGUAAUCACACGACGUAUGUUAAUGUCAGGUUGUUUACUGUUCAGUAAGCCUAAAUACAAAGACUUUUAUAUCAGUCUCAGGUUACAAAGACCCUGAGAUUUUACCAGUUAAAUUCAUGGUAUUGUGAUAAAGAUUAUGUGGACGUACAGGUCAAAAACCAGGGAUAUACUGUUUGUGCCACCUCCUGAGUUAUUAAUCCAAGUCGGAUCUUUAUAUUAAUGUUGUGAAAGAGAUUUCUGAACUCCUUCAACUCUAAUGUUGUUUGGCUAAAACGCACACUGCAUUCGCAUCUUUGUCUGUGCAUAAUUUCUCUAUUUCAUUUCUAGUGUUUUUGUUUGUUUGUUUGCAUGCAGCUGAGCUGACUUUUUGUUGUGUGCUGAGAGACUAAAAGCGUACCUUGGAUACGGAAGUUGAUUUUAGUCACGUUGAAGCAACUCAACGGUCAAACAAAAAGCUUUUUCAACAGCUGUACAAAACUGACAAAGGUCCAUAAAACGUGAACUCAGAGUUCACUAAUUAGCAUUUUCAGGAGCUUUGAACGGCAUCUCACCAUCUUGAUCGAGUGAAGGUGAGGUGAGUCGGAUCCUUCUUUUGAGUUUGUUUCACUCAACAGUGGAACUUACAAAUUGAUCAAAAAUUUCAACUCAAAUGAGAUGUAGGUCAAAGUGCCAGAAAAUCUAGUAGGCGGACCUUUGAAAUCAAAUUAUUUUAAGAGUUUGAACAAAUUCAUUUGAAACUCUGCUCACGAUUGUUUGCUGCAUCCAAAAACAUGGAGCUCAUAUAGUGGCAUGAUGUUUUUAAGUGUCCAAAUGAUCUUUUUAGCAUUCAUGUUGUAAUUUUCAACUAUGUUAAGCUCUUUCUCAUCACUUUUUUGGUUCUAUACUUAUUUUUCCCCCAAUUUCGGUUUGGAUCAGGUGCAGAGACAGGAUGGAUUUAGAUGAGGAUAAAUGAGGAGACUUUUAUUGUUUUAUGGUAUAUAAUUUUCUUGCCUGUUUGUUGUAUCCUCUUUCUGUUCAGAUAGACUUGAAAAGUUCUGAACGCAGAGUUUAAAAUCCGACUUCCUGUCCUCGUCAGCGUGCAUCCAGAAUCUCUCUGACCUGAGUGAUUGUACUGUGCCAUCAAGCCUGCUCUGGGCCAGACCAAGAUGAUAUACUCAUAUCUGCUGUGAACUAUCAGAUGUGUGUGUCAAACAUGUGAUGCCUUCAGUAGAGUAAAUAUUUCAAAUAUUCCAUAUAUUCAGCCAUUUAUUUUUCUUUAUGCCAUAAGUUCACCUGGUAUAUUCUACAUUCAUGCUGUGUUAAAAAUAUAUUUUAUUUUUUGGGCUAUAGUUUACCUCUAAAGCUGAUGAUGAUAAUAAUCUGUCAUGUUUUAAUUCAGUAAAGUGCACAGACGCUGAAAGUGGUGUUGACCUUCCAGAGCCUCAGGAUCUGAUAGUGCAAGUCAUUUUAACUGCCUCUUCUUUGUACAUGUCAGUGAGGUAAAUGGAAAAUAUGACUGCGCGUUGAAACCACAUGGUGACAAAAUUAAAUCCACAGCUUCUUUUCAAAUGUACA